Molecule: messenger RNA, 969 nt
Organism: Symbiodinium necroappetens
Lineage: Eukaryota; Dinophyceae; Suessiales; Symbiodiniaceae
Source: the annotation of a GenBank genome assembly
AUGGAUGAUUCGAAGGCAAAAGUGUUGGAAGAAGUUCAGCGCUUGAAGGGGCUUUUGCUGGAUGGAAGUGCAUCGAAAGAGACGGUAAUAUCGGCAUUGGACCAGCUCCAAAAGCUCGGAAGUUUGUCGACAAGAAUCCUGGGUGAAACAAUGGUGGGCCGAGCUGUCCACGACGUGGGGCGGGAUGCUGUGGAUCCCGAGAUCCGAAAAAGGGCUCGAAACCUCGAGGCCCUUUGGAGAAACGAAUACAAGAAGCGGAAGUCAACAACGGGCAUCGGAGACGAGCUGCUCCUGAAGCGGCGCUUGAGCUCCGAUGUCUCGGAGGCACAGACGGCCCUUUCACAAGAGCCAGCGGCCGACGACAACGCAGGCCCAGGCUGCCAAGGACCGGGACCAUCUCCAGCCGAUCCACCGGAGGCAAGCCGCCUCGACAGGGCAAGCUCGACAUUGUCUUCAUCCUCCCAGGCGGCAGACAAGAAAGACGAUGCCUACCGGGAAAAGGUCCGGGCGAAGCUGAUCGAUGCUUUGGGCAAGCAGGAAGAGAUCGAAGCCAAGGGCGGCGAGUCCCAAAAGACUUCGACGAUGCGGGACCCGAUCAAGCUCGCUGAAGAAAUCGAGGAGGAGCUCCACAAGGUCUGGCCCAACAAGAAAGAUGCCUACAUGAACCAGGCCCGGUCCAUACUCUUCAAUCUCAAGGACACCAAGAAUGCCACCUUCAGGUUCAAAGUUGUCGUUGGCUUCUUCCAGCCGGACCAGCUGCCCAAGCUGACGGCCGAGGACAUGGCCAGCGACGAAAAGAAUGCUGAGCGAGCCAAGCAGAGGCAGUAUGCUAUGGAAGCGCUGGACCAGGGUUGGGCGUUGAAGAACGGGCAGCAGCUGACCACCGGAAUGUUCACCUGUGGCAAAUGCAAGGCCUGCCCCCGAUGUCGGGCGACGGCCCGCUCCAAUGCAUCAUUGGACGCGUUCUAA